CUUCCUUUAAUGUCCUGUCUGACCUUUCUGCUGAUAAGUAACUCAAUUCCAAAAUACUGUGUUGAUUCAUUUGUCCUUAGGUGUGAUCAGGAAAGACUGCAUGUACAUGAGUUCCUGGCAGAGCUACAAGUGUUUCGGGCUGAACUACAGGAUGCUGGUGAUUGAGAGUCUUGACUCUGACACAGAGACCAGACGUCUGUCCCCUGUCGCUGUGCUCGGAGAUGGCUUUGUAGAUCUGAUCAACGGUCCUCAGGAUCACGGUUGGUGUGCGGGCUACACCUGUCAGAAAAGAGUGUCUCUCUUUCACAGCAUCGUGGCCAUUGGACACUCCUUUGACGUCUUCUUCACCAGCGUCAGCCCUCAGAAACUUCGCCUCAUGAUGCUCAGUGCUGAACAAUCUGAGAGCAUCAUGGUGUCAGUCUUCUACUCCAAUCCACAGCGGUUGGAUGUGUAUGUUGACAACAAGCUGGUGGCUCCGACUAACGCUGACUGGAACGCUGCCAACACUGACUAUACCCUGAAGGAGCCCAUUUAUACAGAUCAAUAUGUUCCCCAACUGAAUGCCACUGUGGGCACUAACUAUUUCGACCAGGACUACAAAAUGCUGAAGAUUGUGCUGAGGGGCUCCACACCGGUGGAGAUUAGAACCUCCCCAGUUCUCGUCAUCUCCUUCAAUCUGCCCGCCAUGACCGAGGCAGAGUUCUUUGGAGAUAACCUGAUCCGCAACCUCGCUGC
Micropterus dolomieu (smallmouth bass) is the source of this 735-nucleotide messenger RNA. RefSeq names its product fibrocystin-L-like. Lineage: Eukaryota; Metazoa; Chordata; Actinopteri; Centrarchiformes; Centrarchidae. The transcript is spliced from 4 exons. The record is from RefSeq and is a predicted model, not a curated record. The annotation marks the transcript as partial.